AUGCCAGGAGCCAGUGGUGGCGGUGGCGGAGGAGGAUCAAGCUCAAAAUGUCUACUGCACGCCGGACACCGUGGUGGAGGCGGUGGCGGUGGAGAGGUGGCGGUGAUGGAAGAGGAGACUUCUCGGAACGUUCCCGCUAGCGCCGGUAAAGAAGGUGGAACAACAGAAGUCGAACCUAGAACUACGAUUGGAACCGUCAAACCCGGUGGCGGUGCUGACUUCACCAAGACAGCGAUUCGCUCAGUUUCCGAUGAAACGAGAACUGCCAUACGACCGGUGUCAGAUUUUACAAAGACUGCCAUAGGACAAGUGGACGAAGCGAAAACUGCAAUUCGACCAGUAUCAGAUUUUACAAGGACUGGGAUGCCCUGUUAUGGUGACACAACGAAGACAGCAAUCCCUCCAGUUUUUGACGAGAACUGCAAUCAGACCAGUUAG
Messenger RNA from Cylicocyclus nassatus, 438 nucleotides. The record is from the annotation of a GenBank genome assembly. Lineage: Eukaryota; Metazoa; Nematoda; Chromadorea; Rhabditida; Strongylidae.